AUCACUUUUGUCCUCCAGGCCUUUUGGAUUUGCGCGUUUGUGAACUGAUGCUUUCACUGAAUUUCGCCGUAAAAGUAAAUUGUCGUUAACAUACAAUACUUUGAGAUCAGCGUUCUGGACUUGUUCUUAUUGUUGAAGAAUUACGCUUGUAUUUCGCAGAUUUGAUUCAGAAAUCUAACUGCUCUGUUUGUAUACACACCUAUAUAACUGUAUGCGAGAUAUUGAGUUGUAUAAGCUUAAAUCGUUUUGCCAACAACUGCGGUUACAUCCGAAAUUUGGUAACCAUGAACUGGAAAAAUAAGCAUUUUUACUGGAUUGUCUUAUUUGGUUGCCUUCUUUGCUAUUCUCAAGCCGAAGAAACCGCCGACGAGGAUGCGGUAGUUGAAGAAUUCUUUCGCACCGACUCCAUUAAGAACGAGCCGGGAAACGCCAAGCACACUACGGAAAGCAGUGAUUACUGCGACGCCAAAAGCAGUAAAUGCGAAGCAGGAAAAACAACAACCGUACUGGAUAGCGUAAUUAAGGAUGCGACAAAAUUUAUCAAGGACAAUGCUCACAAACACGACUCCGUGCCGAAAAUGAUGGACGCAACCGGGGAGUUUCUGGUUGACCUGGGCGCGAAGUAUUUCAAGGAGUAUUCGGAGGGAAAGCUCAGUCUGGCAAGACUCGCGAAUUUAGACAAUUUAUCGCAGUUGGUCAAUAUGGCGAUGCGUAGUACUCUUCCUGGUGGCAAUCCGCUUGCGGCUAAUGCAGUCAAGUUUUUUCAGAAGUUGAUAACUUCGCUGAUGGAAUAUGGCCAGAGAACGGUUCAAAUUGGCGGGCUAGACCUGAAACCGUUUGUGGACGAAUCGCACUCCUUGUUAAAAAGCAUUGUCCCAGGCCUUGUGAUCGCAUUGCAACACUCUGACAACAACUGCAAGAAGCCGGCGCUAUGCAGAGUAGCGCGGUCUGCAUCACAGUUUCCUUCCGAAACUACGAAAUCGCUUGGCGAUCUCCUUACGAUGGCUGUGGCAACGUUUAUUGAUGCAACAUCGGACAAACCGUCAAAAAAAGAUAACUAUGUCAAAGUGUACGAAUGCUGCAGCGUACAGGAUAAAGCAAUCUUCGAUAAAUGUUCAAAGAAGUAUUUCAGCGAUGACGAAUGCACUGGACACAAAAUGUCUAAUCCAAACCUUCUCAAACCCAUACCGCUAAAUCAACUGAUGAAAAUUCUAAAGCAACUUCCGGUGCCGGCGCUUUAAGUUUUUAAAUUUAGAAUUCAUAUUCCAGUGAAUUUGCCUUCAUGAUCUCUGAUGAUUUCUGCCGUGACGCUUCGCGGUGUUCAGAAUUCCAUGAAUAUUGCAAGCCGCAGGAUAAGAUGGUACAUAAAGGUCAUGAGUGUUCAAAGUAAAUACUGUUAUUAACUGUUUGCGACUGUUGAUAUUGCUAACUGACGCAGGCCUAGGAUUGAUAAUGAUAUUUUGGUUUCGAGUUUCGUACGUUCUAGAAGUUCGUGAGAAGUGAAUUAAUUACUUUAAUUUUAUUGUGGUGAAGAGACUAUUCAGUAAAUCUAAGAACGGCAGCGCCAGCUC
Messenger RNA from Paramacrobiotus metropolitanus, 1571 nucleotides. RefSeq lists its product as uncharacterized. The transcript has 6 exons. Bases 285 to 1241 code for a protein of 318 amino acids. Lineage: Eukaryota; Metazoa; Tardigrada; Eutardigrada; Parachela; Macrobiotidae. The record is from RefSeq and is a predicted model, not a curated record.